CAUGUAAUUUGAAUGUAGUUUAAAAGGAAGUUACUCUGAAGCUUAUUGAUCGCUGAUAAAUAAGUAUCCAGUUGUUACAAGUCAGCACAGCUUCGCACACAAUAUUGAGAAUUUUUCAAAGUUCAAAGAAAACGCUAUGUUUCAGCUCUUGUUUCUAUACUGAUCUACAUUAAGGCACAGAGACUUGAAUGUAUGAUGUAGAGUCCAAUACUAGGCAAUAGCUGCUCCUGGCUUACUUUUAAUAGUUGCCUGUGGUCCCAGUUGGCUGGGCGCAUGUAUGUGACUAGUCACCAGUGAUGUUCGAGUUAAAUCAUACAGGGAGACUUAUCAUCCUUGGUGUGGCUCUGCCUACAUCAGCUUGCCUGCUCUACUGGCUCCUCAGGACUUCAAAUGAUGGUGACGAGGCUGAGCUUGGGUGUGGACAGACAGCAGAAACCCAGACAUCGAGGCAAACAGUGAUUGAGGUUUCUAUACCUCCUGGGAUUGUAGGCUCCAUCAUUGGUCGUAGGGGGGCUAACAUUAAACAGCUUCAGGAAGAGAGCGGUGCACGACUUAACUUCAAGGACUUUACGGGGCCAGGUGGGGAGGGGGACCGGGACCGUAUCCUCGUGAUUCGAGGGACGGCGAUGUGUGCCCAGGCUGCAGAGUGCCUCGUGAGGAAGAUGCUCGCUGACCAACCUGUCCCAACCCAGGAGAUUAUUUAUGUGCCACAGUACACACUGGGCAGGAUCAUAGGUCGUGGUGGUGAGGGUAUAAGACAGCUUCAGCGCUCCUCUAACGCCCGUAUUGAUGUGGAACGGAUUCGUGAUGAGGACAGGAACCAGCCGAGAAAAAUAACCAUCACAGCAUCAGAUGCACAGAUAACCAUUGCAAAGGGACUAAUACAGGAGAAGCUGCAGGAGGUUGAAGAAUGCCGGGCACAGGCUGCGGUCUCAGCUGCCAACAGGGAAACCCGCCAGCCUACACGCGGAGGUAGAACAGAGCAAAACAAAAUGCCCACACUGAGAAAUGAUAAAGUAUUAGCGCAUAAAAACUACAGAGAAGAAGUGAAGGGAACACGUAACAGUGAUAACAAUGACAAUCAAGAAUCAAAUAAUAAUGGACUCGACCAAAGUGAUUUGUUGGGACAAAAGUUAGGGGGAGGGGAUGUUUUGAAUUCCCAGCCAGACAGAUGGAGAGGCGAUAGGGACAUAUCAGAGCCCGAGUCUGGGGAUGGGGACAAGUGUCAACCAAUGGGAGGGGACAGGUCUACAGGUGUCCCCCUACAACAGCAGUUGGGACCUAGGUUCCCACAGGAAAAGGGAGUGGAUUUCGAAGUAGGAAGAAGUGCAGAGACAGUGGAAUUCCCGCGUGGCCUUGACUAUGUUGAGGUCUAUGUGUCGGCCAUCGCAGAUCCCCACCACCUGUGGCUUCAGCUGAUUGGUGAGAUGGCUGUACAGUUGAACACACUGUCCGAACAGAUGACUAACUUCUACCAACAUACUGGCAAGGACAGUGCAGUGGAUCAUGUGACAGUUGGAGACUUAGUAGCUGCUCCGUUUGAGAAUGACAAAACGUGGUACCGGGCACGUGUCAUGGAGAUACGUGGGGCGAACGAGCUUGAUAUUUUCUACGCUGACUAUGGGGAUAGUGCCUAUGUUAAUAAAAAUCUUGUCAAGCCACUUUGUGGUGAGUUCUGCCAGCUCCCUCUACAGGCUAUUGAGUGUCGACUCCAUGGAGUACAACCGCCCAGUGAUGGUUGGGGUGAGCGAUUAUUUGAGCGUUUAGAAGAGUUGACCCACUGUGCCCAGUGGUGGCGGAUGUUGGCUAGGCUGGAUGGAUGGGUGGGAAAUGUUCCCUCUGUCACACUGUUUGACACCAACCAGGACAUGGAUGUGAUAGUGAAUGAAGAGCUGAUACAGAAUGGCCUGGCUAUAAGGGACACAAGCACAGUGGAAUGAUUGAUUGGGCAUGUAGGGGAAUGAGUAUAGCAGACUGUGAAGAUUAUCUCAUUGUGUUGUGACACUAAAAUGAUAGCCCUUAUUAUAAUAAAGGCAUACUCAGUAUCAUAUGAAAGGCAAAGAAGAGUGGAGAAAAUGCUUAAAUUUGCUGUAUUUUCUGCUUUAUGAUGUCGAAUAGGGAUGGUAAUUGAAAUUGUGUACAUGUAAUCUAAAACUCCGUGAUCAUGUGAUAAAAAUUUGGGUCACUAUGUCAAAUCUUUAGUUUUUUUGUCUGGGACCAUAUCGUGGUAGUGAUUGGUCAGAUUAUGUUCAAAAUUGGGACAGAAUGUUUCCCUUGAACAAAUCUUACUGCACGAGGGUCACAUGGGUCAAAAACUACGUUACUACAUUGAAGGUCAAUUCUUAGAAGAAAAAAAAACAUACUAGAGACUAUAUGUCUGUCCCAAUACUUAUUUAACUUCAUGUUCGGCACCAUAAAAUGGUAUUGAUUUGUCAGAAUGGUUCGAACUGUUUCCCGUGAUUUAAUCUUGGUAGACUUGUUAAGUGGUUCACAUGGGGUCAAAAACUAGGUCAUAAGGUCAAAUCUUAGAGACAUCUUGGGAACAAACACAGGCAAUAAUUCCGCUUAAAUCUUAUCUUUCUGGAACAUUUCUGGUCCAAUCGUGACACUUAAUCGGAAUGUUUUCCUUCAUGAAAUUUUUAAUUAGUUUUAAACUGGGUAACUUAGGGUCAAAACUAGGUUUCUCGGCCAAGUCUUAACCUAAAUGCUAUACCGUAUGCUAUAUUCUUUUAUUUUAAACAGUUGCAAACAAACUGUAUCUCAAUGUACAUAAGAUACCAUCACUCUGUA
Mya arenaria is the source of this 2790-nucleotide messenger RNA. Its product is annotated as tudor and KH domain-containing protein-like. Gene Ontology annotation, biological process: spermatogenesis. The transcript is spliced from 11 exons. The coding region runs from base 297 to 1940 and encodes 547 amino acids. NCBI's taxonomy places the organism in Eukaryota, Metazoa, Mollusca, Bivalvia, Myida, Myidae. Gene Ontology annotation, molecular function: RNA binding. The record is from RefSeq and is a predicted model, not a curated record.